This is a messenger RNA of Hyaloperonospora brassicae, 426 nucleotides long. NCBI's taxonomy places the organism in Eukaryota, Oomycota, Peronosporomycetes, Peronosporales, Peronosporaceae. The record is from the annotation of a GenBank genome assembly.
AUGCGACGUCUUUGUUUCGAUGUUUUGCUGGCUGCAGUCCUCUUUCUGGUCGCUGACGUCACUACUGCGGCGUUGACCGUCCGCCGGCAUGAGACUACCAAUUCCACGUCGCUCGACUCGUCGGAUCGGACUCGAGCACUUGCCACCGAAGCGAAGAGCGAUCCGACAAAGUCGGCACUGAGAGAAGAAGAAGAAGAAGAAGAAGAUGCGGUCGACGGGGCCAGCGAGGAGAGAUUUGGGUUCAUUCGUUCCUGGGUCACGAGGGCCAUUGACAAGGUCGUGAAACUUGCGACGUACUACAAGUGGAUUUACUCGGGCAAGAAGCCUGACGAUAUCAAAGUGUUCCCGGGCAAGACUUCUCAUACUGGUUACUACGAUUUUUACUUCAAGCGAACGCACAAGCACGGCGAUUAUGUUUGGAACUGA